This is a messenger RNA of Striga asiatica, 1138 nucleotides long. Lineage: Eukaryota; Viridiplantae; Streptophyta; Magnoliopsida; Lamiales; Orobanchaceae. The record is from the annotation of a GenBank genome assembly.
UGAUCUUCCUCACCAUUCUAACACUUGUUGGCCACCCAAGUAAAAACCUAUUGAUAGCCUUUUUAUGAGCCGGCAAUGUGGCAUCAUUGAGUAUUGACCACAUUUAUUUGUGUUGUAUUUCGUAUUUUGGCGGAUUACAGUUAAUCACUUAAUCUGUUUGUGGCAGUAGGAUACAUCAAAGAUGACCUCUGCAACAUAUCCGAUCCUAACGCUAGCGGCCUCAAUUCCUAGACUAUCCUUCGUCACCCAUUUCUCCUCAAAUCUGUAUCGUUCCAAAGCCUGUGGGUUCGAUGGACUUUCACGCCUAAGAUCUGUUCACGGCUCACCAACACUUGCCAAGUUUGAUAAAUUUCAAGGCCAGGACAAUUAUGAAGAAGAUAAUCCACAACAAGUUGAAGAAUUUGAAGAGGAUGACAGUUGCCUUCCUUCGGAUUUGGAGGGUGCGGUGCAUCAAUCAGGCCAAGCAAGUGCGGAGUUUAUUUCUUCAGGAGGAAUGAGAGCUAUAGUAGAGCUAUUAAUUCCACAGUUGCAGUUCCUUGAUAAUGAAGGGGCCCAAGCAGAGCUUUGGGAGCUGUCAAAGAUCUUUUUGGACACUCUAAUUGAAGAAACGGGAGGCCAGAGAGUUAAAGCCAUAUUUCCGGAUGCUGGUGCUGCUGCACUUUUAAAAUAUCGAUGGAAAGAUGCUGCAUUUGAUUUCUCCAGCUUAGGUGAUCGGAAGCCAGUGAGCGCUGAAGAUGAUAUUAUUGUGAUGGUGGUUCCAGAUUACCAGAUGUUGCAAUAUGUGGAAAAACUUGCAGCCGACCUUUCUGAUGAUCCGCCUAGGCCUCUCAUCAUGUGGAACCCUCGACUUGUUAGUGAAGAUGUUGGCGUUGGGAUCAAUGUCCGCAGAUUACGGCGCAACUUUUUGAGCACAUUUACUGUUGUCUACUCAAUGAAGCCUCUUCCAUCAGGAGCUGUGUUUAGAUGUUACCCUGAAGUGUGGAAGGUGUUUUAUGAUGAUAAGGAAAGGCCCAAUAGGUAUGUGCUUGCUAAGGAAUUCAUACAACGUCCGGAUAUAGACGAACUCGAGAUAAAUUCUACUAUGCUUGAUAAAGAUUAUCACGCAUUCUGCAGAAUUGUUCUAUCCUCAAACUGGUAA